CAUAUGUACUGUACCUUAAGCUACUGCUACACGUACUGAAAUCGGGUCAAAGUCAACCUCAUCCGAUCGUGCUGAAAGUGCGAACAGGCCGAGGCUGAUAUAAAAAUAAUCUUUUAAUUUAAAAUAGAAAAUUCCCCUGUUCUCUGUCGCUCUUCACAUUGGGGAGAAACCGCUCGCGUACUACAACUUCGACAACUUCAUCCGUCUUACUGAUGACGCUAGCAAAAUUUUAUUCUACUACACUGCCUUGAAAAGCUUGCAAACUUGCAUGUAAAAGUUUCUGACCUGCAAGCAACAGGGAUCGGACGCACCGUUAAUUCUCUACGUAAAAAGCCUGGAAAAGUUGGAGAAACUGUCCGAGCCCUAGUGGCCAAAUGGAUGGAAAUAGUGGAGAGCAACAUGACUGAGGAUGAAGAGGCCCAAGACCAAUCUGGUGACGAAGGCCAUGCCAAGGAGAAUGGCCGUCCAGAUAGAUUACUCGAAAAAAGUGUACUCUCGCCAGAAAAUGGCACUAAAAAACACAAUGGACUAGACUGUAGUGAUAAAAAUAAAUCGACACGGAGCCACCAAUCCUCCUCCCACCGUAGCAGCGUAAAGGAAGAAUUUCACAAAGAAGAAAAAUCAAAACAUCGACACGGCUCAAGUGUGGAUGACCGGAAAAGAACAAGUUCCUCAGACCAUAGGCUAGACGCCUCAAAAUCGAAACACAAAAGCAGCAGGGAGGACAAAGACAGGGAUAGGUACUCAUCGAAUAGCAAGAGACCCAGAGAAGACAAGUCGCCAAAAAAAAUUAAGAGAGAGCCUGUUGACGACGAGUUAGACAACCUGAAUAUGAAAAAACUAAAAAUCUCCUCCCUCAGUGAACCUCCAAGAAUUAAGGAGGAACGUCUCAGUCCCAGUUUAAAUGCCGCAAGUAAAUACGAAAAGCGCUCUUCGGUGAAAGUGAAAAAAGAAAUUAAAAAGGAGAAGGAAAGUUCUAGUUUUUCCAGCUCUUUUGACAUGGACGUGGUUAUUCCUAAAAUGAAGCAGGAAGAUGCAAAGAAAGUGAAGGUUAAGAGUGAACGGCUAAGUCCUCCUCCGGGCUCCUCUAAGGACAAGGCUAAGCCAUCGACGUCGAAGCUACAUGCGCAUGUGAAUGUGAAGAAGGAGGUGAAAAAGGAGAAACAUUCGGACAAUUCGACAGACGAGGAUGGUGGUGCGAAUGCUGGCUUUAGUUUUGAAGAUGCCUUGGGAAAUCUCGAUUACACUCCUACCAAGAAGAGUAAAGAGAAGAAGAAAAAGAGUGUUCCCAAGACAUCAUCUGUGUACAAACCCCUUCCUAGAUCAGACGAAUUAGCUUCAUUGCUAGACCAGCCUGCCCUAACGUACAGACCGUUGCCGCAUGUCCCACUGAAGAGUUCGAAACCCAUUAUAUCGGAAGCUGACGAUUUUUCUGAUGUGCUAAAAAAUAAAAACCAAAGAACUAAAGUUUAUUCGGGGAUGAAAGCAUUUCAUGGCGAAGUACCCACUUUGCAAGAUUUGUGCAUCAAGAUACUGCAAGAUAAUGUUGAUGCUUUCGAGCAUGUAGGCAGUGUGCCAUUCUUUUUGCUCGAGCCAGUGUUUUCACGGGCAAAUGCAUCGCAGCUGGCUCGCAUAGAGCACUACAAUCCGCAAUUUGUAGAAGAUCUUGACGCUCUAUGGGAGUCUUUGGUCAGCAAUGAGUUUAAGACUGCUAUCAGGCAAGAAUAUGAAUGCUGGAGAGAUGUUUAUGAGAGAUCGCUUUCUGAAAGGGAAGAUAAAAUGUCUCAGCUCGCUGCAAAAAUAAAAGCUAAUAAUGAAGCCAGGAAAGCUCCACAACGAACCACCAAGUUAGCUUUUGAACACUCUUUGGUCAAGCCUCCUCGGAGUGUACGGAAACAGCAGGAAAAACAUGGGACUGCUAGAGGAUCUCUUCCAAGCAAAGUUUCUCAAUCUUAUGACUCGAAUGAGGCUGGCCCGUCAGGAAUGUCGUCCAAAGAGAGCACACUUGCUCGCACUGUCGGUCUCUUAAGAGACGGUCCUUCUACUGCGAUCAAAGGUAAAAAGAGGCCAGCACCAUUGAUGCAGAAGACACUAAAAUUCAUGAAGACCAAUUUUAGGCGGUGAAAAAUUUGAUUUUAUUUAUGAUUUAUGACUUUAUGAGUGUUAUCAUUGAAUUUUGAUUAGUGUCCUAAAUAAAAUAUUUCAAUUUAAGGCA
This is a messenger RNA of Neocloeon triangulifer, 2215 nucleotides long. RefSeq names its product transcription elongation factor B polypeptide 3 (gene EloA). Bases 379 to 2124 code for a protein of 581 amino acids. The transcript is spliced from 9 exons. Gene Ontology annotation, cellular component: elongin complex; nucleus. Gene Ontology annotation, biological process: transcription elongation by RNA polymerase II. Lineage: Eukaryota; Metazoa; Arthropoda; Insecta; Ephemeroptera; Baetidae. The record is from RefSeq and is a predicted model, not a curated record.